AAGGAGAAGAGGUAGAAAAUUCAGAGGAAGAAGCACAUGACCAAUCAGAGCAAGAAGAAUCAGAGGGAGAUUUAGAGGUAACUAUAUUUUGAAAUGAAUUCUUGUUACACCUGGACAACUUGGACAACUGUAUAGAAUAGUUAGCUUUACAUAAGUAGGCAAUAUCCGGACAACUAGGACAACUGUAUAUAACAUCUAGCGAACAGGGACAACUUGGUUUUUCGUAAUUAGGUGCGUAUGGACAACUAGGACAACAGGGACAACUAAGUUUGAAGUAAUUUGGUGCAUAUGGACAACUGGGACAACUGUGUUUUACGUGAUUAGGUGCAUAUGGACAACUUGGACAACUGGGACAACUAAGUCUGAUAGGAUUGCGUUUCUUGUUUAUUUUUCAGGAUGCCGAUGAUGAUGGGCAACCGAUGGUGCCUGAGAGGCUUUACUUCGAGCCAACCGAGUACAGCCAAGGUUGUAGGAUAUUGACAAGGUGCUCAGUUAGGAAAGUUGUGGACAAGAUUGAUGAACUUGCUGAGGAGAAAGCAUGGUUCAGAGCGCAUCCUCAAUUUAAGCACAUUUUUCACAUGUUCAAGGAGCCCAACCACAUGAAUCAAGGAUUGUGGAUGCUUCUCCUUCACACUGCUCAUACGGAAAGGCUUAGCGAGUGCUGGUUUGUUGUUAACGGAGUCCCAAUUAGGUAUUCUAUAGGAGAGCAUGCGCUUUUGAGUGGACUUGACUGUCGUGAUUACCCGGCUAACUACAAGGAAUUGGGGAACACGAAGUUUGUUGAGAAGAACUUUGGUAGGAAGGAUAAAGUAAAGAUUUUGGAAGUGGAAGCUAAAUUAAAAGAAAUGAAGGAGAGCUCUGUGGAUAGGAAGAAAAUGGCACUCCUCUGGUUUUUAUGCAAGGUAUUGAAGGCGCAAUACAAGGGUGAUGGUAACAUUGAUCCUUUCCUUCUCCGAGUUGUCAGCGAUUUGAACGUGUGUAAAACGUUCCCUUGGGGGCGUUACACAUUUGAUAUCAUGAUGAAGGAGAUCAGGCGUGUGAUGGCGAAGUUUGAUGGCAGCAUGAAAGACAAAAAAGCUGAAUGUCCUCUUUCUGGUUUCAUUCUACCUCUACAGAUACUUGCUUUUGAGUGUAUUCCUAGCCUUGGCCGCAAAUUCCGAGAAGCUGUACCUGCCCUCGAAGACUGUCCAAGGAUGUGCAAGCACAAGUUCACUGAAGUUUGCAUGAAAGGCAUUCCGUUGGAUGAUAUAAAUGCGGCAAUCGGAACAAGUGCAAAGGAUAUUCAUAGCAUCUUGAAGCCUGAAAACUUGGGUGAAGAAAGACUUUUGCGUCGGAUAUUAGAUCCUGGCUAUGAUGAUGGGAUAGGGGUCAUUGAUGUGGGUGUUGAGAGUUGGAUGGAUCAUCUCACGGUGAAGAAGAAGAAGAUCUUCUGGAGAUCUUUGUAUGAGUUAGACAUUCGACAUCGAGGUGGAUUCACUUCCGAGGCUCCUCAAGUAUCUGAACCUGAGACGACAUCAAUCCUGGAGCUUAAGGGUUUAGUGGGUCUGUUAGAGAAAAGGGUUGCGACCCUCGAACAGCUAGUGCUUCCCCGCCCAUCAUCUCCACCACCCGCCUCCUCACCAGUCUCCUCUGGUCGACCCGCAGUGGCCCCCCCUCGAAGCGCACCGGCAUCAGUUUCAUCUCCUCGGACCGCAGGAGGAGGGACCCCUCCAAGCGCAACGGCACCUCCAAGCGCACCGGCACCUCCAAGCGCACCGACACCUCCAAGCGCACCGGCACCUCCACCAGAAUCCUCCUUCUCGUUGUUGGAUCGUGUGGAGGUGUUGCAUCGUGAUGUAUGGCGCCAAGGAAUAGUGAGGGUGGUUUUAGCCAACAACCGGUACAAGAUCAAGAUCGUUGACUCGUCGGAGGAAUUAGAAUGCAUGUACUGGGAUGUUCGGGCAUCAUCCGCACCACCACCAUCCACAUCAUCAUCAAAAGGCGCAUCCUCAUCCAUAGGCGGUAGAGCAUCCUCAUCCAAAGGCGGUAGAGCUGGAACUAAGAGGCCCCGGAAGACAUCGAAGUACAAGCAGUCGCCUUUUGUCUCUGGGGGGAAGACCAAAAAAGCGAAGAAGUAG
Molecule: messenger RNA, 2117 nt
Organism: Eutrema salsugineum
Lineage: Eukaryota; Viridiplantae; Streptophyta; Magnoliopsida; Brassicales; Brassicaceae
Exons: 3
Coding region: 420-2117 (565 amino acids)
Source: RefSeq, a predicted model, not a curated record